This is a messenger RNA of Alexandromys fortis (reed vole), 1971 nucleotides long. RefSeq names its product ADP ribosylation factor like GTPase 9 (gene Arl9). The record is from RefSeq and is a predicted model, not a curated record. Gene Ontology annotation, molecular function: GTP binding; GTPase activity. The coding region runs from base 360 to 1607 and encodes 415 amino acids. NCBI's taxonomy places the organism in Eukaryota, Metazoa, Chordata, Mammalia, Rodentia, Cricetidae. The transcript has 4 exons.
GGUACCUAAGGACCUCCAGCAAAAGCAGUCCACCUUGCCUGUUUCUCCCGUUCUCUGUUGAGGAUUACCAGGUUCCCUUAGACUGGGCAUCCUAGCAUCCACGCCUUUCCCAGUUGUUCCUUCAGGCUCAAGUUCGACCAAUCAGCUGCCAGCUCUAGACCAGCUAAAGCAAGAUGCCAGACUGACAGCUGUGCUCACUGGCGCGGCCUGCGACCCUGUGACCGCAGGUGUGGCUUACGCUUGCUUUCUGGACCUACGUCUCCCUUGAGCCCCCACACCAGGGCAACACCUGCCAGGAUCCAGGGCCGCGGUUCCUGCGCGCUGGCGCGCGGGAGAGAAGGGGAACAGCGGCGGUGGGGAUGGAGAGAGGGAAGGCGAAGGAGAGGGACAAGUUUUCUUCGAGCAGUAGGGAAUCAGUAAAAGCAGAGAAGGAAAAAAGGAAAGAUGUGGACGUAAAAAGCAAAGGGAAAGAGACAGGGAAGGGAGAGGAGAAGAGGAAGGAUGUAGGUCAGAAAAGCCACAGCGGGAAAUCGAAGGAAGAGGAGAAGAGGAAGAGUGUGGACGCGAAAAUCAAGGAGAACGGGAAGGAGAAAGGGAAGGAAGAGGAGAAAAGGAAGAGUGUGGACAUAAAACUCCAGGGGAACGGGAAAGAGAAAGGAAAAGAAGAGAAAAAGACAAAUGUGGACUUGAAACACAAGGAGAAUGGAAAAGGAAAGGAAGUCAAGGAGGAGCAAGGGAUGGAGAAUGAGGAGGAACAGGUCACAGAAAAGGUCAAAGACAGCAGCAGCACCUCGAUUAAAAACCCGCCGCCGCUGCCGGUAAGAGACCUGGGCGGUUGUGGGCAUUCAGACCCGCCGGGCUCUGUUACGUCGUCCCCAAAGUACGCAGAGAACCGGAUCUUGUCCGAGGGCGUCUGUCUAUGGAUGGCGGGGAUGUGGGGGAAUGUGCCAAGGUUCGAACGUAUCCCCGCCCCCAACUUCACCCCUUCCGGCACCCGUUAUUGUCUACUGUGGAGAGACCAGGGAUCUCUUAAUUGGUCCUCGUUGAACGCAGGGACCGGCUCCUGGCUCUGUCCCAGCGCUUCAUACCAGGAGAAAAGUAACCAGAUCCUAGUAGUAGGCCUGGAUGGAGCAGGAAAGACCAGCGUCCUCCACUCGCUGGCUUCCAACAGAGUCCAGCACAGCCUGGCACCUACCCAAGGUUUCAACGAAGUUUGCAUCAGCACUGAGGACAGGCAGAUGGAGUUCCUGGAGAUUGGCGGCAGGGAGCCAUUCCGUGCCUACUGGGAUAUGUACCUGCCUAAGGUAUGGCUGCUGAUCUUUGUGGUAGAUUCAGCUGAUCACAGUCGAUUGCCUGAAGCCAGGAGAUACCUUCAUCAGCUGAUUGCGCCAAACCCAGGGCUCCCUCUGGUUGUGUUUGCCAACAAACAGGAUCUUGAAGACGCCUACCACAUUAUAGACAUCCACGACGCCCUGGCACUGUCGGAGGUGGGGAGUGACAGAAAAUUGUUCUUGUUUGGAACUCAGGUGACUGAGAAUGGCUCAGAGAUCCCCUCCACCAUGCAAGAUGCCAGAGACCUGAUUGCACAUCUGGCCGCAAAUAUGUAGACGUUGACUAGGACCCGGCCCACUCCUCAAUUCACCAUCAAACUGUCAUCAGAGGGCUGAAUGGCAGGCAGGCUUAACCCAAAAGUUUACACCUACAAUAAAAAAUAAGCCAUUUCCUAUUCUCUCAAUGCAAAGUGUAUAUACGAAGAGAAUGCUCAUUUAUUAAGAUUACAUUUUUAUUUUUUUUAGAUUUUUUAACUUUAAAUUUUUUUAAUUAUUUUGUUUGAUGGCAAUUUGGAUUUUUGCUUGUUUUGGGUGAUGAGAGUUGAGCCCUGGGCCUCACGUAUGUUAAACACACCAUCUACCGUGGUGCUAUGCCCACACACCUGGAUGAGGGUUUUAACUCAAAAGUAAAGUUCGUAUU